UGAUCUAGUUAGUAUUUACCUCGAUUAGGUAAUAGGUAUGCGAUUAUUCACAGUUUAAUUUUUAAAGUUUAUAAAAAACGUAUCUUGUCGUUUGUGUUCAUACAUUCUGUUUGGAACUUUUAUUUGACAUCAGUAUGUGCCGCACAAUUUGUUUUUUCAUCGUUUUAUAUGUUACAAGGAGUGUGAAAACAGUAUUCAAUGGAGAAACAGUUACAAUUUCGCACAGGCCGUACCAGGUAGCAUUAAACUACGAUUGGCUUUGGAUGGCAUUUCAUCAAUGCGGUGGUGUUAUUAUUAGUCCAAAGUAUACAAUUACAGCGGGUCACUGCUUCGACACGGAAAGAGAUUAUUAUGUUAGAGCAGGAAGCGAGAAAAGUACAAAUCUUGGUGUAAUAUACCAAAUAGCAGCGACGUACAAGCACCCUAAUUAUACGGCAAAGCCAUACACUAAUGACUUGGCCCUUCUGGAACUCAAAGAAGAAGUGAAAUUCAUGGAAACUAUCAAAGCGAUAAAAAUGGCAUGGAUCAACCGAAAUUUCUAUAACCAGACGGCCAACGCUUCGGGAUAUGGUCGCACAUGUUUAACUUGUAGUGUAAGCGAAACUCUGUUGCUUGCCACACUAAGCACUAUCAGCAUGGAAGAUUGUCGAUCUGCUUGGGGCAAGACAAAAAUCUUAGACAGUAUGAUAUGUGCUAUUGACCAAAGGAAAAGCAAAUCUACAAUUUGUAGAGGAGAUUCAGGUGGUCCAGUUACCAUAAUUGAUAGAUUCUGGAAAGAUCCAGUUUUAGUUGGAGUCGUCAGCUAUGGAGAUGAUUGCAUACCUGCCAAUCCAGCUAUAUUUUCGUUCAUACCAGCUUUUCGAGGGUGGAUAAAAAACGUGACGGGACAUUAAUCCUUCACCAAGCGUGUUAUGUUGAAUAUUCUGCUCGAAAUUCGUCAAAACAUUAAGUUUGAAAGUGUAUGUUUUAAAGGAAAAUUUAAGUUGACUUUUUUAUACCCCGUGCGAACGCAAUAAAUGAAUAUUUGAA
Bradysia coprophila is the source of this 1029-nucleotide messenger RNA. Its product is annotated as trypsin-7-like. Lineage: Eukaryota; Metazoa; Arthropoda; Insecta; Diptera; Sciaridae. The record is from RefSeq and is a predicted model, not a curated record. Gene Ontology annotation, biological process: proteolysis. Gene Ontology annotation, molecular function: serine-type endopeptidase activity.